CGUGUGUACACACUGUAGGGCUCGGCAGCACUUCAGCAGUAGUAAAGUCUGCAACGGACGGCCCCUUUUCAGAACAAGCCUCGUACGAAAAGUUGAUAGAUGAGUUCUCCACCGUACGUAGUUAAACCGUCCGUUUUUGCUGUUUUCUUUACCGAAGCGAUUACACUACUUGUGUUGGUGAAAUGAAACGAUUGAGAAAUGCCAGUGGAAAUGCUACAUCCGAACCCAAUGCCUCCGUAGGUUUAUCACCCAGCCAAAUCUAUACGUUUCUGUCGACCUGUUGAGAGACUGGACCUGUGUCGGAGCCCAGCGAUGUGGCUCUGCAUGGUUUACAAUGAGACGGACACCAGCGUGGACUUCCGGCUCUGCCAGGACUUUGGCCUCAUCCUGUCAGUCUUCUCCCUCGUCUACCUCCUGGUGUGCUUCCCGUUGGGGCUGUGCUACAAUGUGCUGCUGGUCGUGGUCAACCUCUCUAACAAGGUGUCUAUGACCAUGCCGGAUGUUUAUUUUGUCAAUAUGGCCAUUGCGGGACUUGUGCUCAACCUGGUGGCUCCCGUGGAGCUGCUGAGCUCCACCUUCACCCGCUGGCACGCGUGGGAGUACAACAAUGAGGUCUACAUCACCCUCAUCAUCCUUUUCAAUAUCUCAUCUCUGGUCAUCAUGUAUUCCACCACCCUCCUCAGUCUGGACUACUACAUUGAGCGGGCACUGCCUCGUACAUACAUGUCCAGUGUGUAUAACACCAAACAUGUGUGUGGGUUUAUUUGGGGUGGCGCGGUGCUCACUAGCUUCUCCUCACUGCUCUUCUAUGUGUGCAACCACAUCUCCACUAAGAUGGUUGAGUGCUCCAAAAUGCAGAACAAGGAGGCAGCAGACGCCAUCAUGAUGUUCAUCGGCUACGUGGUUCCAGCUGUGGCUGUUCUUUAUGCCUUUGUGCUCAUUUUGCGUAUUAGGAAGGAGUCUACACCCCUGGACCAGGACUCGGCUCGCUUGGACCCUUCUAUCCACAGACUGCUUCUCGCCUCAGUCUGUGUACAGUUUGUACUGUGGACCCCAUACUACAUGACCCUGUUGGUACACACAGUAGCUGGUGCACCAGGAUACAUUAGCAAUGUACAUUACUUACCUACAUAUUAUUUCUUGAGAUGUGUGUCUAAACUGCUGGCUUUCUCAAGCAGCUUUGCGAUGCCUCUCAUGUAUAGGCAGAUGAACAAAAACUUCUCCAACAAGCUUCAGCGGCUGCUCAGGAGGCUGCACUGCAGAGACCAGUCCUGCCCUAAUGAACGCUCAACGGUGCAGCAAGUGGUGACGUGAGAUCUCCCCGUUGGGAGAUUACGCCCCUCCCACUCCCUCUUUUCAACCUCUUGGCGUAGCCGGCACUUAUCCCCCCCCCCCCUUACGGAGCCAGUAUCUAAGUGCGCUCUCUCGCUGCUCUGGACUGUAUUAAGAUCGACGUAGCUAACUGUGGAAUUUCCUGUCACCUUCCAGAAUUUGAUCUGAUCUUUCCAGUUGUGCAGUGAGAGGACACGCCAAGCAAAAACCACUAAAUGCUGUUAUUUUUUGUCACUGAGUAAAACUCUCCACUAAGACACUUGAGCUUCUAGUUCAAGGGCGGUUAACAGGCACAAUCAGCAGAUAACUACGCAGCACGGUGUUUUCUGUGUCAUGCAGUAUCCUGUUAGCAAGGAACUCCCAAGCACUAUACCAAUGCAGUGGAUGCAGCUUCCCUGGUCCAAGUGUGUUAUACAUUUUCUGCAGUGUGCAAGUUUGACCUAUGCAUGACCACCUUAAAUUUCCAAUUUGAGUCACAAUAUGUUACUAAAUACAGUUUUAGUCCUAACUUAAAUAAUUACUAAGUGAAGCAUGAUGCGUUCUCCUAUCAGACAACCAGAAGCAGUAAUCUACACACUUUAAUUAUUACGUGAAGCCAAGUUAUUUUGUUUCUUCAAAAAACUCUACAACCCUGCAUCAUUGGAUGGUGGCUGGUAAAUCAGCGACCCACCAUAGCUAAUGAACUUGCAUUGUGCGUCAGCAUUGUGUUUACUGCCCUCAAACUAGAGGCCUCGAUCAGUUGAAUGAGAAGUGAGUUCUCCCUUUUCCUUUUACUUAAACAUGUUGAACAUGAUUUCUGAUGAUCAGAGUAAAUAAUCUUUACAUUUUAAAGGUAGAGUACAUAUUAAUGGUCUCUUAAUUUCAAAAGCUUUCUUUAUUAACACCAGUACUACCCUGUAGCUAGAUGUACUGGUACGAAGUAAUGUUCUCGAUUCACUUUUAUUAAUUGAGUUCUGAGGUUUUGACACGCUCGCAGGCAUGAAGAAAUUAUUCUUGCUAGUCACGCUCCACAUCAAAUAUCAUAGAACAAAUUAAUAUACAGGUAUGUCUACACCAUUUUAACGUCAUAAAGAACUACAUGAAAUGCUUAUGUAUAGCUUAUAUUCAGGGUUUGACAUAACCAGUAUACCUCUUGUGAUCUCUACUGAAAUCACAUUAUCUGUUACCAUAAGCAGUUUCUAUCCACUCAUUGAAAUCAGCUCAUUAAUUUGAGCCACAGCCCAGUAUGUGACUAGUUCAGGAAUUAUGCUCACAUAAGGUCAGUGAAGGGUCCUUAGGAGUUGGCAUGUACAUUCCCUUGAAUGAGUGGUUGGGGAGGUUUUCCCACUGGAAAUUUGAAGCCUGACUUGGUCACUCUAGAGGUGCAAUCAAAACCUUCACCGAUUAUAAGUGACUUGCCUGUUGAGCACUUGCAAACAACGUGUUUGACGCAAAUUUUGAACUGCAUUGCUGCUCAGAUCCAAUUGCACAUCAUUGGUAAAGCUGCUUUGCUUUCUUGGCUGCCACUUACUCAAAUGUUAAGUGAACAGACUAAUUGUGAUGAACCCAAGUUAUAAAGUGAAAGAUAUAUUUUUAAACCUUGUUUUUGCAUGAGGUCUCUGCAUCUCUCAUCACUGCAGUAGUUUAGUUUUUGUAUUUGCUUUCUGAAUUGGAGGGCCAGUUUAUCAAUCAUUCUUUGAACAGAUAUACCAGCGGGGUGGGGCACUCACUUGUAGAGAAAUGAAAGGUGGGCACACUGUUAUAUUUCACCUACAGACAUCAAUAAAUCCUAAUCACUUAUAUCUGUAGACAGUUUUAAUUUACACCUUCAACUAAACAAUUCUGUGAUGUGCCUUGACACAAGAUGUGAGCUACACUUUCAGCGUAAAAUGUAAAGGAUCGCCAGCUGUACUAACUCAGAUUUAAAGCCUUUCAUACAUAUAUGAAGUUAUUAUAAGAUCAUAGGAUUAUAUCACACAAACCCAAACUGUAUUUCUUUAAACAUCUCGUGACUUUGGAUAUUUUUGUCUAAAAAUGAGAUAUGAAACAGUGUCCAACAUUAUAAUGUUGGCUGCAUAGCCCCACCCUUAUGUGUAUCUACAAUCAGAGAAAGGUACUGUGUUAUUUUCAACUGAGGCUGUGUUUACAUUAUGUGCUACAGUAUGUGCUGCCCCAUAAAAAAAAAACGUGUAUGUAACGUGACACAGUUAAUCAUUAUUGGAACUCAGUUCAAAGUCCUAAUGCUAAAGCAAACAGUAGUACAUGGUCAGAUGAUAAGUGUUUUUUUAUCAAAGCUUGUGAAAUUUAAGCAACAUUUGUUAAGGUGGUGUCCAUUUUUAGACCCAAAUUGGUGCACUAUAAACUGUUGGACAAAACACGCUGUUAUUUAAUCAAUAGGUCCAACAGUGACACUUGAAUUAUACUGUAUAGAAUUGAAUGUUUCCCAGAUUUCUGAUUAUGUGACAGUUUACUACAUCCAACUAGAAGGCACUCGACAAAAACUCAAAACCUUUUUUUUGCAAUAAAAAAAAUUUAAUUUCUGUCUGAAUCUGAAUUUGCAUCAAACUACAAAAAGUGAAUGAUAACUGUGCCAAUUUUUGGAGAAUAGCUAAAUAAGAGUUAUGACCAUCUAACUUUACCGUGUUGCUGCAGUGCCACCUGUAGGGAAAAUAUCAUCAGGUUUUGCAAGAGUAUUGGAGUUGGUAGUGCAUGUGCCAUCUAAAUUUGGUUGCAAUCACACAAAAAAGGCCUCACCUUUAUCACUAAAAUCGACUUACUUUUCAUGCAGGUUUUGCAGCUGAAAUGUUUUGCUAAGUAUUGUAAGACACAGGACCUCAAACCAACUCCUUGGCAGAGGUAGCAACCUCUACAAUCCCCGGACUAGCAAUCCCUACAAAUGGACUGACUGCAUGAUGCACACAACUGGCAAAAAAAGAUUGAUUAAAAGACAUAUAAGCUCAAAAUCACGGCCAACUCAGAUUACUGCUCAGGUCUGAGUUUGGUUUAUUAGUUCAGAGGGGCCAUAAUCUCACAUCAGUGUGAAGACUUUUGAGCAAUGAUCACUGAGUUCAGUUGAAUGGCUGAAACAGACCAGGUGUAAAAACACCCUCAAAGUCCUUGUGUGUCAAAUGUAUGCAGAUGCAUUUUAGCUAUUUGAACAACAAAACCUCAAAAGUCCAGAUGAAUCCACGUUCAGAUGUGAUGCUUUUGUGACUGUGUAUGCACGUGUAAAAAAUAAUGUAAAUACUGUAUGUGAGAGAUUUACAGGCGAUAGAUACCAUGCUCUUUUAAAAAAACAGUAUUUUUUUCUGAGAGAUAUAUUUAGAUUUUGUAAGUAAUCCACUCUAUUGUCAAGUGAGUCAAAGACUGAUUAAACAAUAAACUAACCAGGAUAUU
Messenger RNA from Etheostoma cragini (Arkansas darter), 4707 nucleotides. RefSeq names its product G protein-coupled receptor 146 (gene gpr146). NCBI's taxonomy places the organism in Eukaryota, Metazoa, Chordata, Actinopteri, Perciformes, Percidae. The transcript has 2 exons. The coding region runs from base 313 to 1314 and encodes 333 amino acids. Gene Ontology annotation, cellular component: membrane. Gene Ontology annotation, molecular function: G protein-coupled receptor activity. The record is from RefSeq and is a predicted model, not a curated record. Gene Ontology annotation, biological process: G protein-coupled receptor signaling pathway.